ACUUUGCGAGGAGAUCAACCAGGAUGAAUCAUUUAAUUUGGAAUAUCGUGGACCAGUCGUGAUGAAAGGUAAACCGACACCGAUGAAUUGUUGGUUUCUUACGCGCAAUACCACAACAGCCGGUGGCAGUACUGGAGGUGGCAGUACCAGUGGCGCUGCCGAUUCACCUUUGCCACCGCCAACACCAACAAUAGCACCCCAAGCAUCGGGCAUGCCGUUCUCGGAACAGCAGCCAUCCCAAACCCAAACCCAACAACACCAUCAGCAUCAACCUCCCACACCAGCUGUGCGCCAACAUGCAACAGCUAACCGUAAAGCUUCCAAUACCAGUACCACACCAGAGCCAUCUUCCGCAUCGUCACCCUCGGCAACGGCUUCAGCAUCAGCUUCGGUCUUGGAUGGUGCCGAGCAUGCAAAUGCACAAACAACACCACAAACAACGGAAACAUAGAAAAUGUGCAAAGAUUCGUCCUGUUGCUGCUGAAACUUACUCUAAAGGAUGCGUCCGUAUAUCGGGUAACGGAAAUGCUGCUUGCUUUGUGUUUGUGUUAUUGUUUUUUUCUCCAACCUGCUAAUGUUGCGGCUCCUUAACUAAAAGCAUUCCAAAAGCACUUUACCACAAGGGAACUUCCUCACACAUGCCAGGUAUAAACAUACACAGCUAUAUAUAAAAUCAACAAAAGUAAAUUAAAGAGAUUUAGUUUAUAAUAAGAACGAAAGUAAUAAAAAGUACUUAAUAAUUUUUGCAAAAGUAGCAAAAACAACACAACUGCCUUUUUGCAACCACAAACCACAGAAUAACGGCACAGGCAACAAACAGCACGAAGACCGCCCCUCCCCCACAAACAUAACUUUGUAAGUUAAACAAAACUAAAUGACUAGUAAGGAUAUGUGUACCCACAUACAGGCAUAAAACACACUCAUAUAUGUGUGACUCCAGCAAGGAAGAAGGAAAUGGGCAUUUGCCCCAAACACUCAUAAACCUGUAAUCAUCACUAACUUUGUUUGGCUCUUUUUAUUCUCAUUUACAUUUCAUUUAUUGUGGUUAGACUUCGAGUCCUUCGCCUUCUUUGUUUGCAUGUUUGUAUGUAAAUGUGAGUGUCGACAUCCCAUCUAAUUUUAUGUUUUACUACGAAAGAGUAUUUUGAAUUUUAUGUAUGUUUGUGUGAGCAAAGGUUUCCAAAGGACACAAUCAUCCAUAAAAAUUUAUAUAUUUAAUAAAAGAAAUGUAAAUAGCAAAUCCAACAAAAAAGAAAAACUAAAAAACCUAUCAAAAUAAUCCAAAUUAAUGCAAGGAGAAAAAAAUAGAACUCAGAAAAAUAUAACGUAAAUACUAAGAGGUUUAUAACACAAGCAAUAAAGGAUAGCAAAUAUCCAAAUUGUUUUUAGUUUCCUCAUCUUCGUUUGAAUUUUAUGCAAUACCUUAUUAUUCUGUACGGCCUUCUAUUGUAUUGUUUUGUUUCGAAUUCCGAGAACAUUUUUCACUUAAAAUUUAUUGGAAAAUAUUGAAAGCUUUUUUCAGGGUCCU
Messenger RNA from Musca domestica (house fly), 1528 nucleotides. RefSeq lists its product as uncharacterized. Lineage: Eukaryota; Metazoa; Arthropoda; Insecta; Diptera; Muscidae. Bases 62 to 451 code for a protein of 129 amino acids. The record is from RefSeq and is a predicted model, not a curated record. The transcript has 2 exons.